GCAUCUUGCCAUUGUCCCAAAAACAAAAAAAACAAACAAAAAAAAAAAAUCACGGAACUAAAGAUCAUUGGUUGUGUGGUGUACACGGACACUUAUUUUCAGGCACCCUGUCAAACUGAAUUGCGGUACACGCCACAUCCGGUUGAUUCAGCGAGCAACCAUGGCUGCGUUUGCUGAAAUGGGAGUGAUGCCUGAAAUCGCUCAGGCUGUGGAAGAGAUGGACUGGCUGCUUCCCACCGACAUCCAAGCCGAGUCCGUUCCCCUGAUCCUCGGCGGAGGAGACGUUCUCAUGGCUGCUGAGACAGGAAGUGGCAAAACUGGGGCCUUCAGCAUCCCAGUGAUCCAGAUUGUGUAUGAGACUCUGAAAGAUCAGCAGGAGGGGAAGAAAGGCCGUGCUGCAGUGAAGACCGGAGGAGCAGUGUUUAAUAAAUGGCAGAUGAACCCAUACGACCGAAGCCCAGCAUUUGCUAUCGGGCCGGACGGGCUUUGCUGCCAGAGCAGAGAGUUUAAGGAGUGGCAUGGCUGCCGUUCCACCCAGGCCGUGACUAAAGGAAAGUAUUACUACGAAGUCUCGUGCCAUGACCAAGGCUUGUGCAGGAUCGGUUGGUCCACUGUUCAGGCGGCUCUGGAUCUGGGUACAGACAAGUUUGGCUUCGGCUUCGGAGGGACGGGGAAGAAAUCCCACAAUAAGCAGUUUGAUAGUUAUGGAGAGGAGUUCACUAUGCACGACACCAUCGGAUGCUACAUCGACCUGGACAGUGGCCACGUGUCCUUCUCCAAAAAUGGGAAUGAUCUGGGCUUGGCGUUUGAGAUUCCCCAGAACUUGAGACGUCAACCGUUCUUCGCUUCCUGUGUGCUUAAGAAUGCUGAACUGAAGUUUAAUUUUGGGGGAGAGCCUUUCAAAAAUGCCCCCAAAGAAGGGUUCAUUGCUCUGGACCAAGCGCCCGAUGGCCACGUAGUCAAAACCACUCAGACUGGCAGUGCCACGGUGAGUCAGGUCAAAUCAAGCUCCACUGCCCCUAAAGCUCUGAUCGUGGAGCCGUCGAAAGAAUUGGCCGAGCAGACCCUCAACAACGUCAACCAGUUUAAGAAAUACGUGGACAAUCCCAAACUACGAGAUUUGCUGAUCAUCGGAGGCGUGGCAGCCAAAGAGCAGCUGUCCAUUUUGGAAAGCGGGGUUGAUAUAGUGGUUGGCACACCUGGCAGGCUCGAUGAUCUCAUAUCCACAGGAAAACUCGAUCUGUCCCAAGUCCGCUUCCUGGUCCUGGAUGAAUGUGAUGGACUGCUUACAGCCGGCUACACCGACUUCAUCAUGAGGGUCUACAACAAAAUCCCCCAGGUCACCUCUGAUGGAAAGAGACUGCAGGUGAUUGUGUGCUCGGCCACCCUGCACUCAUUCGAUGUGAAGAAACUGUCAGAGAAGAUCAUGCACUUCCCCACGUGGGUGGACCUGAAAGGUGAAGACUCCGUGCCUGAGACGGUCCAUCAUGUGGUGGUGACCGUCAACCCCAAAAACGACAGGCUGUGGGAAAGGCUGGGCAAAAACCAUAUCCGGACUGAUGAAGUGCACGCGAAAGACAACACACGGCCUGGAGCCAACACUGCAGAGAUGUGGUCAGAGGCAAUCAAAAUCCUGAAGGGCGAGUACACGAUCCGUGCAAUUAAGGAGCACAAGAUGGACCAAGCCAUCAUCUUCUGCAGGACCAAGAUUGACUGCGACAACAUGGAGCAGUACCUGAUCGCACAAGGAGGAGGUCCUGAUAAGAAAGGGCAUCAGUUCUCAUGCGUUUGUCUUCACGGUGACAGGAAGCCCAACGAGCGCAAAUACAACUUAGAGCGGUUCAAGAAAAAGGAGGUGAGGUUUUUGAUUUGCACAGACGUAGCAGCCAGAGGAAUCGACGUCCACGGCGUUCCAUACGUCAUUAAUGUGACCUUGCCGGAUGAGAAACAGAAUUAUGUGCAUCGCAUCGGAAGAGUGGGCAGGGCGGAGAGGAUGGGUCUGGCCAUUUCUCUGGUGGCCAUGGAAAAAGAGAAGGUAUGGUAUCAUGUUUGUCCUAACAGAGGCCGAGGCUGCUAUAACACCAGGUUAAAGGAGGAAGGAGGCUGCACUAUAUGGUACAACGAGAAAGAGCUGUUGGGAGAAAUCGAAGACCACCUGAAGUGCACCAUUACUCAGUGCGAGCCGGACAUCAAAGUCCCCGUAGACGAAUUUGAUGGCAAGGUUACUUACGGCCAGCGUCGAGCUGCUGGAGGUGGUCUCUAUAAGGGCCAUGUGGAUAUUUUGGCCCCCACAGUACAGGAACUCGCUAACCUCGAGCGGGAGGCGCAGACAUCUUUCCUGCAACUGGGCUACCUCCCCAAUCAGCUCUUCAAAGCUUUCUGAGCAUCACUCUUCACAACUGUACAACAGUAAAUGAGUGUGUUAGAUGCUAAAAAGAAGUGGAUGAAGUGGAUUCAAACACUAAACUAACAGUGUGUUUAAUUGAACAUGAGCAAAAGUAAAUAUUGGUUAAUUAUUAUUAAUUUACUUUCACAGCAAGUAAGGAAAUGCAUUUGUUGUCGCUAGACGAGUUAGGUUAAGUGUUAAGCUCAAUAAAAUAGUUAUGCGCAAACCA
Molecule: messenger RNA, 2615 nt
Organism: Pangasianodon hypophthalmus (striped catfish)
Lineage: Eukaryota; Metazoa; Chordata; Actinopteri; Siluriformes; Pangasiidae
Gene: ddx1
Product: DEAD (Asp-Glu-Ala-Asp) box helicase 1
Exons: 26
Coding region: 161-2383 (740 amino acids)
Molecular function (GO): nucleic acid binding; RNA helicase activity; ATP binding
Source: RefSeq, a predicted model, not a curated record